AUGGGCAAGGUGUUUGGGUUCCUGAGGGAAAACUAUCAGUCAAUCCUGGCUGAGUCUCAGCAGUGCCCAGGAGAACCAGCUGAGAAGGAAGAUAACAACAUGAAGAGGAAAAGAGAACAUCUCAGUACCUGGGACCACCCUCAUGGCCCAGUUGGUUUGCACAACAUUGGACAGACCUGUUGCCUUAACUCCUUGAUUCAGGUAUUUAUAAUGAAUGUGGACUUCACAAAGAUAUUGAAGAGAAUAACAGUGCCAAAGGGUGCUGAAGAGCAAAGGAGAAGUGUCCCCUUCCAGCUGCUUCUGCUGCUGGAGAAGAUGCAGGACAGCCGGCAAAAAGCAGUACGCCCCAUGGAGCUUGCCUACUGCCUCCAGAAGUACAACGUGCCAUUGUUUGUCCAGCAUGAUGCUGCUCAGCUCUACCUCACAGUCUGGAACCUGAUUAAGGACCAAAUCACUGAUGUGGACUUGGUUGAGAGGCUGCAGGCCCUGUUCACAAUCCGGAUGAAGGAGGUCCUGCUUUGCCUGGGCUGCACCAGAGAGAGCAGCAGAAACAGCACCAUGCUAACACUGCCUCUUUCUCUUUUUGAUAUGGACUCAAAGCCCCUGAAGACACUGGAGGAUUCCCUGCGCUGUUUCUUUCAGCCUAGGGAGGUAGUCAACAAAAACAAGUGGUUCUGUGAGAAAUGUGGAAAGAAGACACAUAUGAAACAGGUCUUGAAGCUGACCCAUUUACCCCAAACUUUGACCAUCCACCUCAUGCGGUUCUCCAUCAGAAAUUCACAGACGGAAAAGAUCUGCCACUCGUUGUAUUUCCCCCAAAGCUUGGAUUUCAAUCAGGUUCUUCCCACUGAGCGAGACCUCAGUGAUGCUGAGGAGCAGUCUGAAGGACAGUAUGAACUCUUUGCUGUGAUUGCCCAUGUGGGGAUGGCUGACUUCGGUCAUUAUUGUGCUUAUGUCCGGAACUCUGUGGAUGGAAAAUGGUUCUGCUUCAAUGACUCUCAUGUUUGUUGGGUGUCCUGGGAAGACAUCCAGUGUACCUAUGGAAAUCAUAACUACCGUUGGCGGGAAACUGCAUAUCUUCUGGUUUACAUGAAGAUUGGAUCCUAAUGGAUAUAUGCAAAACCUUUAGAAACUGAUGGACUAUCCUUUUCCUUUCCUGUUCCUGGAUCUGCUGAAUCUUUUAAGAGAUUUUUGCAAUAAGAAGCAGCAUAAUUUAAAAACCAUAUAAUUCAAUCUUAUUUAUAAUCAUUGGUGGUUAUUGCUAUGGUUUGGGUGUGGUCUGUCUCAUAAAUGUUCAUGUGCUGGAAGCUUGUUUGGUCCCUAGCAUGGCAGUGUUGAGGUGGUAGAAACUUUUAAGAGGUGGGGACUGAUGGGAGGUAGUUAGGUCCAUGGGUCUCCCCCUUCUGUGCACUAAUGAUUCCCGUUCUCUACCAUGUUCUGAUACAGCCAGGAGGUCCUGCCAGGAUGCUGACACCAUGCUAGUUGGACUCUUUAGCCACCAGAAUUAUGAGCCAAAUAAACUUCUUUAAAGAGCUAGGCCCCAUCUCCAAAAGUUUCCAGAACCUCUGAAAAUAGCAUUACCAGCUGGAGACAAAGCACUCAACAUGUGAGCCUAUGGAGGACAUUUCAUAUUCAAACCAUAACAGUAGUAUACUAGCCACAAUAAUGAAUAAAGUU
Castor canadensis (American beaver) is the source of this 1677-nucleotide messenger RNA. It is a transcript of the gene Usp18, whose product is annotated as ubiquitin specific peptidase 18. Gene Ontology annotation, biological process: protein deubiquitination. Lineage: Eukaryota; Metazoa; Chordata; Mammalia; Rodentia; Castoridae. Gene Ontology annotation, cellular component: nucleus; cytosol. Gene Ontology annotation, molecular function: cysteine-type deubiquitinase activity. The record is from RefSeq and is a predicted model, not a curated record.